Cynara cardunculus var. scolymus (artichoke) is the source of this 3609-nucleotide messenger RNA. Its product is annotated as oligopeptide transporter 7-like. The transcript is spliced from 12 exons. Gene Ontology annotation, biological process: transmembrane transport; protein phosphorylation. The record is from RefSeq and is a predicted model, not a curated record. Gene Ontology annotation, molecular function: protein kinase activity; oligopeptide transmembrane transporter activity; ATP binding. Bases 381 to 3449 code for a protein of 1022 amino acids. NCBI's taxonomy places the organism in Eukaryota, Viridiplantae, Streptophyta, Magnoliopsida, Asterales, Asteraceae.
UCGAAAGUAUUUCAUCUGAAAUCAGUUUCGUCGGUGAAUCUGGGUUAGGGUUUUUAUUGCAUGCGCAUUAUCGGCCUUUAAAUUUUGGUUUGUUGCGAUCCCUAAUCCCGUCCAAUCUCGAGUUUUGAUUCAGGUGAUAAAGGGGGCUUGAAUUCAAGGGAUUCCCCCCUGAUUCUUGCCCCCUGAUUCAGUGGAUUUUUAUCUUGGAUUGGUAAACUUGACAAGAAACAGGAAUGAUCUACAAUGCUUCGACGUUUUUCAAGGAUUCAAACGCUUCAUUAAGGAUGUCUUUUGUUGGAGAUUUCUUUAGAUUUCAAGCGUCGAUUGAUUCUUUCUCUGUUGCUUGUGAAGCAUUUUAUGAACAUUGCGAAAUCUAGCUAAUGUUUCAUUGUUUGUUUGUUCUUGAGCUGCUAUUAUCUUCAUUAUUGUUCGGAUUUGACAUCGUUAAUUCGCCAGUGGUACCGAUGGAUUCGGAAGUAAAAUCUAUUGUAUCUGCAAAUGGUUCGCAUCGAAAAUUCCAACGGAAAUCGAAGCCAAAACGGCAACCGGAGCCUGAUGAUACUGACAUUGUAGAAAUUUGCCCUAACAAUCGUUAUGUUCGGUAUAGGGAAGUACUUGGGAGAGGAGCAUUCAAGACUGUAUAUAAGGGAUUUGAUGAAGUUGAAGGAAUUGAAGUUGCUUGGAACCAAGUGACUCUAGAUGAUACAUUGCAAUCACGAGAAGAUCUAGAGAGAUUGUAUUAUGAAGUUCACUUACUUAAGACUCUGAAACAUGAGAACAUAAUCAAGUCAUAUUGCUCUUGGGUGGACGAAAAGGAAAGAACCUUAAACAUGAUAACAGAAUUAUUCACUUCAGGGAAUUUGAGACAAUACCGCAAGAAGCAUAAGAGUGUUGAUCUUAAGGCUAUCAAGAACUGGGCCAGGCAGAUCCUCGAAGGCUUAGUUUAUCUCCACAGUCAUGAUCCACCUAUUAUUCAUAGAGAUUUGAAAUGUGACAACAUAUUUAUCAAUGGAAAUCAUGGAGAAGUGAAAAUUGGAGAUCUAGGAUUGGCAACCCUGAUGCUACGGCCUACUGCCCAAAGCUUGAUUGGCACUCCUGAGUUCAUGGCUCCAGAGCUCUAUGAUGAGGAAUACAAUGAACUAGUGGACAUAUAUUCAUUUGGAAUGUGCAUAUUAGAGUUAAUUACUUGUGAAUAUCCAUAUAAGGAAUGCAAAAAUCAUGCACAAAUAUAUAAGAAGGUCACUUCAGGAAUAAAGCCAGCUGGUCUUGCAAAUGUAAAAGAUCCACAAGUGAAGCAGUUCAUAGAGAAGUGUUUGGUCCCACAGGUGGCGUUGACCGUACCUACCACUGACGAUUCAUCGCUUCCUGUUCUCACCUUUCGAAUGUGGGUCCUCGGAACCCUUUCCUGCGUCCUCUUGUCUUUCCUCAAUCAGUUCUUCUGGUACCGGACUGAACCUCUUAGCAUCACCGCCAUAUCAGCUCAGAUCGCCGUCGUUCCGCUCGGCCAACUGAUGGCGGCGAAAAUCACAGAUCGCGUGUUCUUCAAAGGAUCGCGUUGGGAGUUCACCAUGAACCCAGGGCCUUUCAAUGUAAAGGAACAUGUAUUGAUUACGAUAUUCGCGAACUCGGGAGCAGGCACAGUGUAUGCGAUUCACGUAGUUACGGGUGUGAAAAUAUUCUAUAAACAACAAAUGACAUUCUUUGUAUCACUCGUCGUUGUUCUUACGACUCAGGUGCUGGGGUUUGGAUGGGCUGGGAUAUUCAGAAGGUAUCUAGUGGAGCCAGCAGAGAUGUGGUGGCCAUCUAAUCUUGUUCAGGUCUCUUUGUUCAGGGCAUUGCACGAGAAAGAAAAACGGCCGAAAGGCGGAUUGACACGUACCCAAUUCUUCCUGAUUGCCUUCAUUUGUAGUUUCGCUUACUACAUUUUCCCCGGCUAUAUUUUCCAAAUGUUAACCUCACUCUCUUGGGUCUGUUGGAUCUUUCCCUCGUCAAUCAUGGCCCAACAAAUUGGAUCGGGCCUCCAUGGAAUGGGUAUCGGUGCUAUUGGGCUCGAUUGGUCCAGUAUUUCUGCAUACCUUGGAAGCCCAUUAGCAAGCCCAUGGUUUGCCACAGCCAAUGUUGCUGCUGGUUUCUUCUUAGUUAUGUAUGUUGUCACUCCCCUUGCUUAUUGGCUCAAUCUCUAUAAUGCCAAAAACUUCCCUUUUUUCUCCGAUGGCCUCUUCACCGCCUCCGGCCAAGAAUACAACAUUACGACCAUCAUCGACUCCAAUUUUCACUUCGAUAGUGCCGCUUAUCAAAAAGAAGGUCCUUUGUAUCUUAGCACAUUUUUCGCCAUGACUUAUGGUGUCGGAUUCGCUGCUCUCUCCUCCAUGGUUGUUCAUGUCUUCCUCUUCCACGGAAGUGAGAUAUGGGAGCAAAGCAAGUCGAGUUUCAAAGAGAGAAAAAUGGACAUACACACUCGACUAAUGAGCAAGUACAGUCAGGUGCCUGAAUGGUGGUUUUGGUGUAUACUUGUCGUAAACAUCAGUCUCACCAUAUUCGCGUGUGAGUAUUACAACGAGCAACUUCAGUUGCCGUGGUGGGGCGUCAUUUUAGCUUGUGCCAUUGCCAUUUUCUUCACUCUUCCCAUUGGCAUUCUCACUGCCAUCACUAACCAGGCCCCGGGAUUGAACAUUAUCACGGAGUAUAUAAUCGGGUACAUAUAUCCAGGAUACCCGGUUGCUAAUAUGUGCUUCAAAGUGUAUGGAUAUAUUAGCAUGACACAAGCAAUUACUUUCCUUCAAGAUUUCAAGCUCGGCCACUACAUGAAGAUCCCACCGAAAGCUAUGUUCAUGGCACAGAUUGUGGGAACAUUGAUAGCGGCUUUAGUUUACUUGUGCACUGCAUGGUGGUUAAUGGAAACGAUUCCAAACAUUUGCGACUCGUCAUCCGAUGUCUGGACUUGCCCUGGUGAUCAUGUGUUCUACGAUGCAUCGGUGAUAUGGGGUUUGAUUGGGCCAAGGAAGAUCUUUGGAGACCAAGGAACCUACACCAUGGUGAACUGGGCUUUUCUUUUAGGAGCAAUAGCUCCGGUGCUGGUUUGGUUAGCCCAUCGGGCUUUCCCAACACAACAUUGGAUCACGCUGAUCAACAUGCCAGUGUUGAUCGGUGCGACGGGGAGCAUGCCGCCAGCUACAUCAGUCAACUACUCGGCUUGGAUACUUGUGGGAUUUUUAUCAGGGUUUGUGAUGUUUCGAUAUAGGCCUGAUUUAUGGCAACGACAUAAUUAUGUGCUAUCGGGGGCGUUGGAUGCGGGUCUGGCGUUUAUGGGUGUGUUGUUAUACCUUUGUUUGGGGUUGGAGAACAUUGGUUUGGAUUGGUGGGGGAAUGAGCUCGAUGGCUGCCCCUACGCUUCGUGUCCCACAGCCCCCGGUGUUUUCGUGGACGGUUGCCCUGCAUUGCAAAUUUGAAUCAAUGGCAUCAAAUGAUGUAUUUAUGUGAAUCAAAUGGUUACAAAUCCUUGGUUUUAUUUGCUCUCCUCUUCUUUUUUCCUUUGUAUCAUAACGCAAUUUGAAGGGAAAAUGUGAAUUAUUGAUUCGAUUGUGUAAUUAAAAACACCCCCAAAUAUGU